AUGGUUCAAACUAGGAGAGCGGUAAGUAAGAGUAAUACUCGAUUAACCAGACAACCUAGUGGAAAAGUAGCCACCAAAGGAGCUAAGGCUAGUACCACCACUACCAAAGUAAAUAACACCUCGAUAGAUGGUGGGAAUACUACUCUCAGCACUCCUAGUGGUAGGAUAGAUAAAACAACAACAACCCCCAUCAAAGUAAGGAAAAGAAGAAAUAGAAUAACAGAAACUGAAAUAUUGAAAAGCAGUAAUGAAGAAUUGAUCGAUAUAAUCAACGAUUUAACAAAUACCCAUCAAGAUGAAAUUUUCCAACAAUAUAAAACCACCAAUGAACAAAGAGUAGCCUCGCUUGAACAACAAAUUGAUGAUUUGAAGACUCAAUUACAACAAAAGGAUGAUCUCAUUGAUUCUUUACGUGAUAAUAACGUAUUGCCUAGUUCUAGGCCUAAUUCCACUUCAGAUAACCUUUAUAUAAGUCCUAUCAGAAAGAAUAAAAAGGUUCAAGAUGAAGUUAUUCAUGAAGAUGAAGUACAAAAAGAGUUUACUACUAUUGGAAUCGUCAUUGAAAUGUUUGAACUUUUAACUAGUAUAAAAAUAACUGAUUGUUCUGAAGAUGAUGAUAAAUUAUAUUUUGAUAUAUUACAAUCCUCAAUAAGUGAUAAAUAUGAAAAGUUAACUAUUGAAUAUAGAAUAAUAAUAAUGAAAAAACUAACUGUUAGUGAAGUUGAAUAUAUCCCAUUAUUUAUGACCCAUGAAAAUAACGAAAAGAUCAUUGAGAUAUUACCUGAUUAUUUAUGUGACAAGUUAACUUUCCCUCAUCAUAGUUUGAGUCAAUUUUGUUCCAAGAUCACCAGAGCUUUGAAUAGAGUCAAAAGGUGA
Yamadazyma jaroonii is the source of this 876-nucleotide messenger RNA. The record is from the annotation of a GenBank genome assembly. NCBI's taxonomy places the organism in Eukaryota, Fungi, Ascomycota, Pichiomycetes, Serinales, Debaryomycetaceae.